UGUUAUCACUGAUCAGAUUUUAUAUUUAAUGUGCAGGAUUAUAUAACAAGUUAAAACGAAGGUUAAGUGUGGGUCAUCUUUUAAAUAUUCUUGAGUGCUUUCUCAGUUAUUAAGCCGAAAAUACCGAGAAAAAUAUGCCAGAGAACAUUGAUCGUUCUGGACCGUUUAUUGGGGCGAUAGACGAGGGAACGAGUAGCGCUCGAUUUUUGGUAUUCAAUGUAUUAUCUAGAAAAGUGAUAGCAUCACAUCAAAUUGAAAUUACACAGAAGUAUCCACAAGAAGGAUGGGUAGAACAGGAUCCAAAGGAGAUUUUACAGGCUGUUCUAAACUGUAUAAAAAAGACAAUGGAGAAAUUAAGCAAUAUUGGUUUAAGCACUUCAGAUAUAAAGGCAAUCGGGAUCACCAACCAACGAGAAACUACUUUAGUGUGGGAUAAGGAAACAGGAGAACCAUUGCAUAAUGCAAUUGUCUGGCAUGAUAUGAGAACAACUACAACAUUAGAAGAUAUAUUGGAUAGUAUACCGAAUAAAACAAGGAACAAAAAUUAUCUAAAACCACUCUGUGGACUUCCAAUGUCACCAUAUUUUAGUGCUCUUAAGAUACGUUGGCUUAUUGACAAUGUACCACGUGUCAAACAGGCAGUAGAUGCAGAGAAAUGUGCUUUUGGAACAGUAGAUACAUGGAUUAUUUGGAAUCUGAUGAAAGGACAGUUACAUGUGACGGAUGUUUCAAAUGCAUCCCGAACCAUGCUAAUGAAUAUCGAAUCUUUAAAAUGGGAUCCUUUGUUGUGUCGAUUUUUUGGAAUUCCGCAACACAUUCUUCCUGAAAUAAGAUCUAGUGCCGAAGUAUAUGGGACAGUUUUGAAUCCUGAAAUUCUCACUGGAGUACCAAUAGCUGGGUGUGUAGGUGACCAACAGGGAGCCCUACUUGGUCAGUUGUGUUUAAAGCCUGGACAAGCAAAAGCUACUUAUGGAACUGGUUGUUUCUUGCUGUACAAUACUGGUAACGUUAAAGUCGAUUCCCAUCAAGGCCUUAUAACAACUAUUGCGUACAAAUUGGGUAAAUCGCCAGCCAUUUACGCAUUAGAAGGCUCUGUCGCAGUAGCAGGGGCAGCAUUAUCCUGGUUGCGAGAUAACAUACAACUCUAUAGUAACAUUUCACAGUGUCAAGAGAUGGCAGAGAGCGUAAAGAACUCGGGGGACGUGUAUUUUGUUCCUGCAUUUUCUGGCUUAUAUGCGCCGUACUGGCAGCAAGACGCACGAGGGACAAUUUGUGGUAUCACCGAAGAUACCCAACACUAUCAUAUUGUAAGGGCAGCUUUGGAAGCUGUCUGUUUCCAGACAAGAGACAUUUUGGAAGCCAUGGUGAAAGAUUCCGGAACGAAAUUAACAACGCUACUCGUUGACGGUGGCAUGACUGUGAAUAAUUUACUCAUGCAGCUGCAGUCUGAUCUUACUGGAAUUAAUGUUGUGAGACCCAACAUGGUAGAAACAACCGCGUUAGGCGCAGCCAUACUAGCUGGUGUUGGUGUCGGUAUCAUCGAUAUCAACGAUGUCGAUGCAUCACAGGUUACAAAGUUCAUGCCUGCCAUUGGCGAAAAUGAACGAGACUUAAGGUAUUCUAAAUGGAAGAUGGCUAUAGAAAGAUCAAUGAAGUGGGAUACUUCUUCCUCUUCCUUUGACAAAUAAUUGAAGUUAAAACGAAUGCAAGUGUAAUGAAUACAAGUGGCAGCCGAAUCUCUGUUGCAUGAUACGUACCCUCGCGAGCAAACUCGACUUCCGCUACUGCAAAAAGUGACGUAAGAGUA
Molecule: messenger RNA, 1807 nt
Organism: Dufourea novaeangliae
Lineage: Eukaryota; Metazoa; Arthropoda; Insecta; Hymenoptera; Halictidae
Gene: Gk1
Product: glycerol kinase
Exons: 9
Coding region: 135-1688 (517 amino acids)
Biological process (GO): glycerol-3-phosphate biosynthetic process; triglyceride metabolic process; glycerol metabolic process
Cellular component (GO): mitochondrion
Molecular function (GO): glycerol kinase activity
Source: RefSeq, a predicted model, not a curated record